Messenger RNA from Physella acuta, 2042 nucleotides. RefSeq lists its product as uncharacterized. Lineage: Eukaryota; Metazoa; Mollusca; Gastropoda; Physidae. The record is from RefSeq and is a predicted model, not a curated record.
AUGAAAUCGUUGGUAAACACAUUAGCUGUGAGUUGAUUUUGUACUGAAAGCGUGUCCUUUGUACGUAGGUCACAUAUUCGAUUACCGAGACGUUAUAUUACAGAUCCUUGGUGUUUAAACGACUAAACUGUCUCACGAGAAUGGUCUCCCUUGUGUUGAGUAAGACUACUUCAGCUUUACUGCUACUUGUGCACCUAACUGCAGGCGAGUUCUCUAUGUUCGGGAAGGAAUUUCUGUACCCGAUUCCUAAACUGCAGAGCAGAGAAAGCUGGGUCGAGCUCGUUAUGGUGACGAGAGAAGAGAUUGAUAUUAUGCAGGUUAGAGUGACUGCUAGGUGGGGAGAAAUUGAAGGUCAAGAAGUGAACAACGAGGUUCUGGUGAAUAGGGGACAUGAAGGGCGUGUCGUUUAUGAUACAAUGAUGCUUUUAGGCGAUGAGGUGACGGCCUUCACCGCCACUGUCCACCUGGUGAGCGAGCACAAUUUUGCCCUGACCAUCUACCUGUUUGAGAGACAUGCGUCAGGGGACAGCAUGCUAGCAAUGCCCGUCUCCACUUGGGGGAGGACAUAUUUCGCCGUCAGCUACAACUUGAGCCCCAGGCUACAAGUGAUGACGGUGUCGGGGCCUAACCUCGUUAGGAUGGAUUUCAAAUUGGACCUGGGGAUGAUGUACAACGGUGUCAACUAUACCAAGGGCAGUACGCUGGAGGUGACGUUGCAAAAUCUACAAGCCUUCAAUGUCUUGAACUGUAUGCCAGAGGACAAAUACUCGGGAUCGUUGACAGGCACUAAAAUCGAGGGCCAACUUCCUAUUGGGGUCAUUUCAGGAAACUGCAAAGGUAGGACCCCAGCCUUUCUAUGUGAUGGUCCGGACGAGGUGGCUGAGGGUACAGCAGACUACACGUCAGAAGUCCUGCCGCCCACUCAGAUGUACGGAAUGUUUUACAUUUCCAUCAGGAUCAUGGCGCACCGGCUACCCGGCACCACGGUCCUAACGGCAGCAGAGGCCGACACCUUUGUCUCGGUGUACAGGACGAAUGAGGAAUAUGACAGUCACGAGCUGUUAACAGUGGGGCAGUCGGUGGAGCUGACUCUGCCCGAGCCUCGACUAAUAGUAAGCAACAAAGGCAUCCAGGUGAUGUACCUGAUGCGGUCCGCGUGCCGACGAGAGGACGCCUCGUUUAACCUCGAAGACUUCGGAGACCCGGCGAUUGGGAGUCUUAUUCCUUUAGAGUUGUUCUACUUCGAAUACAUUUGGGCAACCCCGGAUCAAGAGCUCGUACACCUAACACAUUAUAUUGUCAUCACGGUCAAAACUGAGUUUGUUAUCCGCCUAAGGUUUGAUGACGGGCAGCUGCCUGCACAUAUUGAAUGGAUCCAGGCUCUGGGUAAACCCGACUACCGGGUGGGCAACACGGAUAUAGAGCCCGGCUUCCACGAGAUGCGCGGCUCGGAGAAGAUGCUGUUCUCCCUCAUCAUCUACGGGCUCAGUGACCAGGCUGUCAGUUACAUGCACCCCGGCCCCUACAUGUCAGCCCCCGUCAACGCGCCAUGUACGCCAACUGCUCCAAAUCUCAUGAUGCCAGGCGAUAACAUUGACAACGACUGCGACCGACUUUUCGACGAAGAGAAACCGGAUGGCAUAGAUAACGACCAUGACCAGCGGGUGGAUGAAGACCUACUUCCCAACGAACCAAUAAACGGGGCUUGGGGCGGCUGGACGGAAUGGGCUUGUGUCUUGAACUGCUCGGAUAAAUUCGGUUAUAGAAGCAGACAAUGUGACCAUCCGAAGCCCAAGCACGGAGGGAAGGAGUGUGUCGGUGACUCCAAAGAGUCUUUGGCGGCGUAUUGUUUUAUGACGGACGUCACUUGCCCCACAGAAUGUCCGAAAGGCACGUUUGGUCCAGGCUGUCACCGCAAGUGCCCCAACUGUGCCACGGACUGCGACAAAUGGGCCGGCAACUGCUCAACGUGCGCUGAAGGCUUUAAGUUGAAAGAGGGAACCUGUACUCAGAGUAAGGCAUUUGUUGACUUGUUACUCUAA